UUGUUCUGUUUUGUUUUUAUGAUUGAAUAUGGUUCGAUUAUUUUCAAUCUCGUUAGAUUCAUGCUUUUUGUUGCUCUCAAUACUUACUGUUUUGUUUAAUUUUUUAUUAUGUUGAUUUAUUUUUUCAAUUAUUAUCUUUAUUGUAAUUGGUAUUUUGAUUUGGAGGACAAGCUUUGGUUGUAAGGUAGGGGUGCACCUUCGUGAAUGUAAGGUCAUUGGUUCAAGCAGUUGAAAUCGCCUCUUUGCAGGGCAUGAAAUAAGUUUCGCACAAAAACUACCCUACCCUCUAAUAGCUUGUUAGUUCAUUUUAUUCCUUGAUUGGCCUUACUGGUGUUGACUUGAGGUGUACUUUUGGUUAAUAAUUUUGAUUGACGGUAAAGAUUGAUUUGUAUAAUGCUUUAUGUCUUAGAUUUCUUAGUUUUAUAUCAAUUUUUUAUUUUCUUCCUAGCUAUAUUUGUUAAUUUUUUCAGAGUGACAUUUGUAUUUAUGAUUUAAUAUCGUCUAAUUGUUUUAUAUGUUGUUAGAUCCAUGCUUUUUGUUUACUCUGCAUACUUGAUGCUUUGCUUACUCUUUUUUUGUUUUUGUUUUGAUAUGUUGGCAUAGAUUGGAAUACAGCAACACAAUGGUUUCUCUUUUGUGAAAGGAAGGAUUUGGGUUUGUGUUUUGGAAACAUCAUCUUUAUAAACCUAGGCAAAGGCUUUGCCCAUAAAUAUUUCACCCGUAACUCUUAAAAAGUGGGAAAUCUCGUGCACUAAGGAUGCCCUUUAUUAUUUUGUUGAUUUAUUUUUUGCAUAACUUUCUUUAUUCAAUUUUAAAUGUAUUUUCUAAUAAAUUUACUGUUAUUAGUACGUUGGUUUAGUGGGUGGGUGCUUAUUCUUUUGUUAAUGGAAAGUCACAGAUUCCUGUAGUUGAAAUAGGAUAUUUGCAAGGCAUCAAAGAAAAUUUUGUAAAAAAAAUAACCUGUCCUCGACAUGCACAAAAUGAGAAAACCACGUGCAUUGAGGGCUGCCAUUUAUUAGUUUUUUAGGUUAUUUUUUCUUUUUUGGCCUUAUCAAUGUUAACUUAAGGUAUAUUUUUUAUUCACCAUCUUUAUUGACUAUAUAGAUUGAUUUUUGCAAUGCUUUGUGUCUCAGAUUUUUUGGUUUUACUUAAUUGCUUGAUUUUGUUUCUACCUUAGUUGUUAAUUUUUUCUUAGCGAUUCUUUUUUUUUUUUUUUGGCUUUUAUGGUUGAAUAUCAUCUGAUUAUUUUUUUAUCUUUUUGGAUUCAUGCUUUUCCAUUACUCUCCUUGAUUCUUUUUUUUAUUAACAUAGAUAUGUUGGUUUAUUUUCCUUUAACUAUCUUUAUUGGUUUUGAAAUACAUUCUUUUACUUUUUAUUAUUAUUUGUAUCUUGCUUUACUGGUUGUGCUUUGGUCCCAAUGUAAAAAGUCAGAACCUCAUGCACCAAAGAUACUAUCUAUUAUUAUGUUGAUUUAUUUUUUUCCAUAAGUGUUUUUAUUUGUUUUAAAUGCACUUUUUUAUUUUAUUUUAUUAUUGUUAGUAUGUUGGUUUGGUGGGCAAGCCUUGGUACGAUUGUUCCUUUUGCGAAUGGAAGGACAAUUCCGUGCAAAAACAAUCCUCCAUCAACCCAUCACAAUGUGGAAAAAUGAGUGAAGAAAGGAUGACCCUUUAUUAUUAGUUUGUAAGUUUAUUUUCUUCUUAUUAGUGUUUACUUGAAGUGUACUUUUGGCUAACCAUUUUGAUUGACUAUAAAAAUUGAUAGUGUUUAUAUGUUGUCCAAGGGACUUAAAACAAUUCAGCUUUUGGAGGAAAUGAUGUAUCUUCGUAGGCGAGAACUGGCCAAGGAGGUAGUCGAAUUGUUGACAGCCGCUGCAGGUGGAGCUAAAUCUUUGAUUGAUGCCGGCGACCGACUAAUAUUAUAUGUUGAAAUAGCCCGUCUUUUUAGAAAUUUAGGAUAUCACCGGAAAGCUACCUUUUUCUCAAGGCAAGUAGCACAGCUGUACUUCCAACAAGAAAAUAGAGAGGCUGCUACUAGGGCCAUGCAAGUGUUGGCAAUGAUGACAGAAGCAUAUCGUGUUCAAAGCAGAGCAUCUAUUCCUAAAAGUUCUCAUCCAAAAUGGAGCACAUUGCAGAUGGUUGUGCUAAGAGAGAUCCUGCUAUCUGCUGUCCGAGCUGGAGAUCCUCUUGCUGCAUGGAGUGCAACUGCACGACUUCUUCGAUCCUACUAUCCUCUAAUUACUCCAGCUGGACAAAAUGGUCUUGCAAGUGCACUUGCAAAUUCUGCAGAAAGGCUUCCUUAGGAACUCGCUAUGCUGAUCCUUCCUUACCUUUUAUCAGAGAGAUCUUGCUGAACUGAGGGGUGCCUAGACUAGUCCAAUCAAUAACACACAGCGUAUUAUUAUUAUUGCAAGUUAUGUAAACAAGCUCAAAAAUUGGAGACAUGGACAUAGGCUCGAUGCUUGGGGGGACAACUCAUGGAGCCGCUCACUUGCUCAAGCUAAGCUGAAGGACUUGAUAGCUUAGAGUGAUACAAGCACUCACAAUUGGAAGUAAGAAUGUUAUUUUUAAAAUUCUCUGAGAACAUUUAGAGGUUUUAGAAAUAGGAGAGCCACGUUAUAUAAUUGUUCAUGAGCUACGCAGCCCUCUAACUGUUAUUUCUUGAUGUUUCUUUUCUUAUGUGGUCUUCCCAUUAGACUAUGGUUUUUGUCUCUAUGUGUGUGUGUGUGUGUACCUUUCCCUAAAGCUUUUUCUUCUUGCUCCCCAUGCCCAAUUUUAUGUGCAAAAUCAGAUAAAGAUAAAUAUUCAUAGAAUUGAAACAAAAUGAUAGUACUGAAAAGCUCUGCUCCUGAAACAGUCCCAUCUCAGAAAUUCCUAAAUCGUGUUACAAACAACUUUUUCUGAAACCUUGAAACAUUUU
Diospyros lotus (date-plum) is the source of this 2916-nucleotide messenger RNA. Its product is annotated as trafficking protein particle complex II-specific subunit 120 homolog. NCBI's taxonomy places the organism in Eukaryota, Viridiplantae, Streptophyta, Magnoliopsida, Ericales, Ebenaceae. The record is from RefSeq and is a predicted model, not a curated record. The transcript has 4 exons. Gene Ontology annotation, cellular component: trans-Golgi network. The coding region runs from base 1769 to 2299 and encodes 176 amino acids.